Messenger RNA from Closterium sp. Yama58-4, 834 nucleotides. Lineage: Eukaryota; Viridiplantae; Streptophyta; Zygnematophyceae; Desmidiales; Closteriaceae. The record is from the annotation of a GenBank genome assembly.
AUGCCUUUCAAGGAUCUGGCCACAGUGGACAACAUUCUGCUCUGCGAGUCCCCAGCCGUUGACGACAAGGAAGCGCGCCUUGCCCUGCGUAGGCUGCAGGAGGUGGGCGUGGGCGCGCUGGUGCCCGUGGAGGCCCUCGCAGCGUCGCCUCUCCCCAAUGCCGUGGCUCUGCUCACCCUCGAGCAGGCCAAGCUGGGCGUGCACAAGCACCUGCCGCAAGGAGCGGCGCGCUUUGCAGUGAGUGUGCGGGGCGAUGAGAGCGAGGAGGACCUCAAGGCGUUGGUGGGGCUGGACGCCGUGAUGCUGCUGGCGCACGUGCCGCCGCAGCCAAAGGACAGCACUAUCAGCCGCGUGCACGCCAGCCGCAGGCUGUUUGAGUUUCUGCCGUCCAAUAACAUCACGACACCUGUCAUCCACCACAUCAGCUUCCCAGACGGCACGUCCAAGGACGAUCGGGUGCUGCAGUCGGGUGCCGAGGCCGGCUGCCGCAUGCGCAACACCAAGACCGAGUUUGUGUCGUGCCCAUCAUGCGGCCGCACGUUGUUUGACCUGCAGGAGGUGACUGCCUCCAUCUGCGAGUGCACCUCGCACCUCCCUGGCGUUGCUAUCGCCAUCAUGGGGUGCAUUGUGAACGGCCCCGGUGAGAUGGCAGAUGCAGACUUUGGCUACGUGGGAGGGGCGCCGAGCAAGAUCGACCUCUAUGUCGGCAAGGAGGUGGUGCAGCGCGGCAUCCCUAUGGAGGAGGCCAUAGACGCCCUGGUGAAGCUCAUCGAGGACCACGGCUGCUGGGUGGAGCCCGCCCAGGAGGAGGAGGUGCAGGCAGUUGCCGCCUGA